AUGUUGUGUGUUCUGUUAUAAAUAUUAGAGCACUUUCGGUUUCUCUAUGAUUGAAAAGACAGCUUAACCAUGCAUUUCUAGUAAAAGACUACUGCCAGUAAAAUGAGACAAAGCUAGGUUAAUUGUUGUCCAUCCUACCAUAUACAGUAAGUCCCUCUCCUCUUAUAAAUCAUUAAUUUCGCCCUCAGACCUCCCUCUGCUUACUAACACCAGCCAGCCUCCUCUCUGCCCAGACGCAAGCGCUCGUCCACGUGCGUGACGGGCACGCGCCUACGCUGUUUAAAACGUGUGUCCUCGGGGCUGUCUGAUUCACUCAACUCAUACACGUCCACCGGAUAAAGCAGAGCAUGAUUCAGUCUGUACACACGCUGUUUCACUGUCGUAUAUAUGCGCCAGACGGACACUGAGCUCAGAGAAAAAUCAAACAGAGAACUGGAUGAACUGACUGCGAGUUUGUCAACACCGACGGAGCGGUUAACCGAUUUAUUUGUCACAUUUACCGACAGUCAAACUGUUGGGGUUUUUUUUGUCAGCGUGCAUGGUAUUAGACUCUCACCUGACGGGACUCUGCGGUUCACCUGAGGCGCACGAGGACAUCGUUUGCAUGAAUCUGUGGCCAGAUAAAAGCAGUGGAUGCAACUACGCUCCAUUUAUAGAAGAAAGGUGGAAGAGCGGGAGAAGUUCUGAAGAGGACCAGCUGACCAUCAGCACCUCAGCAAAAACUUCCCCAAAGCCCAGCCUGAAACGCAACAUGUCCCUCAGCACUUUCCACCUCAUGCAAACCCUUAAGAACUCUCCUGCUGCACUGCGGCGCCGCUUCCGCCGUGACCGCACGGAGUCUUUGUCCCACGGUGACCCUCUCUUCAAGGUCCACUACUUGGGAACAGAGAAAAUCUUCUCUCUAGAUAGAGAGCAGGCCCAGGAUGCUAUUAACCAUUUGCUGGAGGGUAUUGCUAACGGGAAGAAGCUGAGCAAAGAUCACGCCCUGGUGGUGCGCCCGAGAUACGUCGAGGUCAAGGAACUGAGUACGGGUCGGCAGCUCACAAAAACAUACCUUCAGGACAUUGCAUACUGUGCCGCAGAUGCCAACCGACCCAAUGUCUUCCUGUACAUCUGCAAGCAUCAUGGGCAGCAGCUGCAGUGUCGGGUGUUCUGGUGCAGCCGGGCCGAGAGAGCACGAGACAUGACCGCUUGUCUGGCACACUCAUUCCAACGGGCGUUGAGUGACUGGCAGCAGGACGGCUCGGCCACGCUGCUGCCAGGAGAGGUGAAGGGGAAACGUGUAGACGAGUCGUCCAACUGUCCUGGCAACACGAAGAGCUCCACGCUUCCUGCUGGUCUGGGAAAAGUUCACUGGAAGAAGAGAGGCUCAAUGUCACGCAGCCCCCUCAGGGCCAUCACCAGAAGAGGAUCUGCCUCUGACAGCUGGAACUGAGCCCCUGCUUUAACCCUUCGAACACGGGCCCACGUUAACCUAACGACAACCUCAAGGAUGACCGCACUGAUGGGAGGGAGGGAACAAUUACAAUGCAGACGAAAGGACAAUGGGGAUGUGGGGGAGUUGGUUAAGUCCAUAUUUGGACACACGAGGAUUCUGCUUUUGAAAGGAUGUUGCCAUAAUCGGUGAGUCAGUGUAUGGACUUGAAGGUUUUUUGACGCAGCAAAGUCGUCCUUUGACUUUUGCAAGAGUAGCGUCCAACACGGCGCAAGAUGUUGUUGACAGCUGCCUUUGUUCACAUGUCAACAGCUAUGUAAGGACUUGUGACUGGCUGCAAGCCAUUUGAAGACCGGAUUGGUUCAUUUCUAUGGCUUUUGUUUGUUUAAGUAGUUGUUACAUGAAGCCACCAAAGGUUUAGUCAGUUGGAGAGACAAUUAAACCAACAAUCUUUUGGCUGUUGGCCAAAACUGGAAAAAGACGACAAGUCUUUAUUUUUGAAGACUUUUUAAAAGUGUUUUAUUUACUGACAUUUGUGACAGGUCAUGAUUUUAUUGUAAUUUUUUUUUUUUUUAACCCUGUGGCACUAGCAAGCAUUUUUCUCUUUUAUUUUUGAAUACGAUGGAGAAAACCAUACUUGUGACCCAUGAUGUGACAGUUUUUUUUUCAAGAUUUUGUCGAGAUUCAGAGGGAAAAGCAAACAUGGCAUACAGAAGUAAAAGUGAUUAUAGUCUGUGUUGCACAUAAAUGCAGCUACUUACAGUUAGUAAUUUCUGAGCACUUUUGAGUUUCCAGCUGUUAAAUUCUACAUCUGAACACAUCAAAGUUCCUUUUUCAUCAUAAAUCAAACGUUUUAUCAUGUCUUACUACAUUUUAAGAGGUCAUUAGUUUCCAUUAGUUUAGUAGGCCCAGCUGCAUUAUAAAUGAAAAAAAAAAUAGACCUUUUGCAGAACAUGCAAGGUCA
Thunnus maccoyii (southern bluefin tuna) is the source of this 2399-nucleotide messenger RNA. Its product is annotated as low density lipoprotein receptor adapter protein 1. The coding region runs from base 539 to 1435 and encodes 298 amino acids. Lineage: Eukaryota; Metazoa; Chordata; Actinopteri; Scombriformes; Scombridae. The transcript is spliced from 3 exons. The record is from RefSeq and is a predicted model, not a curated record.